Messenger RNA from Rotaria socialis, 585 nucleotides. Lineage: Eukaryota; Metazoa; Rotifera; Eurotatoria; Philodinida; Philodinidae. The record is from the annotation of a GenBank genome assembly.
AUGUCAGAAAACAGUAACCUCGAAAUAGAGCGACAACGUAUUGUUAUUGUGCCAGGCAUGGGCUGUGUACCUGUACAAGAGUGCAAUUGGUACUCUUGGCUUCAACAAAAACUUGAAAAGGAUUCAACUGGUCAAUUUUCUGUUAUUCUUGAAGAUAUGCCUGAUCCUUAUGCUGCUCGCGAGUCACAUUGGCUACCAUUUAUUCGGAAUACCCUAAAAGUAGACGAGAAAACUAUCUUAGUUGGACAUAGCUCUGGUUGUGAAGCUAUCAUGCGAUUACUUGAAAAAGAAAAAGUACGUGGAGUAAUACUUGUGGCAGCAUGUCAUACUGAUCUAAAUAAUGAAGAUGAACGAAAAAGCGGAUACUACAAUCGACCAUGGGAUUGGAAUACUAUUCGAACCAAUACACAUUGGAUUGUUCAACUUCAUUCACCAACUGAUAAACUUAUUCCAGUAGCAGAAGGCCGUUUUGUUGCCGACAAAUUAAAAUCGGAAUACAUGGAAUUAGAACGUCGUGGUCAUUUCAUGGGUAAACAACUUCCAGAAGUACUUUCUGUGUUGAAGAAAAAAUGUUGUACCUUAUAA